AUGGACAUCAGCGAAGAAGUCAGGGCGGCUCACCGCCGUGAGCUCACUACCUUCUUGGAAGACGGAGUACGUCGCCUCUCUCUCUCUCUGUACAUGGACGACAUCAAGGCCGUCCUCAACCGCAAGGACCGCCGCCUCAUAGUCAACAUCUCCGAUCUCCACUCCUACAGCGACCUCGGCAACAGGAUUCUGAGAAAUCCGAGUGAUUAUAUGCAAGCGUUCAACGAUGCGGCGACGGAAGUGGCGAGCAAGAUCGAUCCGAAGUACUUGAAGUCCGGGGAACAGCUUCACGUAGGGUUUAAUGGCCCCUUUGUAUCGCGCGGCAUCACGCCGAGAGAUCUGCUCUCUGAGUACAUUGGUUCCAUGGUUUCGGUUCGCGGCAUUGUCACCAAAUGUUCUCUUGUGAGGCCGAAAGUUGUUAAGAGUGUACAUUUUUGCCCUACAACCGGAAAUUUUAUGACUCGUGAGUAUCGAGACAUUACAUCCAACAUGGGUUUGCCGACAGGAACAGUUUAUCCCACCAGGGAUGACAAUGGCAAUUUAUUGGUAACUGAGUAUGGAUUGUGCAAAUACAAAGAUCAUCAGACUUUGUCGAUGCAAGAAGUGCCUGAGAACUCUGCUCCUGGUCAGCUUCCUCGAACAGUGGAUGUCAUAGUUGAGGAUGACCUGGUAGAUAAGUGCAAACCAGGAGACCGUGUGGCUGUUGUAGGGAUUUACAAGGCUCUUCCUGGUAAAAGCAAGGGAAGCGUGAAUGGAGUAUUCAGGACGGUUCUCAUAGCUAACAAUGUCACUCAGCUCAACAAAGAGGCCCAAUCGCCACAGUACAAUGCUGAAGACCUGACAAAUAUAAAAAAGAUAGCAGAGAGAGAUGAUGCAUUUGACCUGCUCGGCAAUUCACUCGCACCUUCGAUUUAUGGACAUUCAUGGAUAAAGAAAGCAGUGAUACUAUUAAUGCUUGGGGGAGUAGAAAAGAACUUAAAGAAUGGCACCCACUUACGUGGUGACAUUAACAUGAUGAUGGUUGGUGAUCCUUCUGUUGCCAAGUCUCAACUUUUAAGAGCUAUUAUGAAUAUUGCUCCGUUGGCAAUAUCAACUACUGGCCGGGGUUCUUCGGGUGUUGGUUUGACAGCUGCUGUUACAUCAGAUCAAGAGACAGGAGAGAGAAGGCUAGAAGCUGGUGCCAUGGUUCUUGCUGAUCGCGGUGUUGUCUGUAUUGAUGAAUUUGACAAAAUGAAUGAUCAAGAUCGUGUUGCCAUACAUGAAGUUAUGGAACAGCAGACUGUCACUAUUGCCAAAGCUGGAAUCCAUGCAUCUCUCAAUGCCCGGUGCAGUGUGGUGGCUGCCGCAAAUCCCAUAUAUGGUUCUUAUGAUCGUUCAUUGACACCAACAAAGAAUAUCGGACUUCCAGACUCUUUGCUUUCUCGUUUUGAUUUGCUUUUUAUUGUAUUGGAUCAAAUGGAUCCUGAUAUUGACCGUCAAGUCUCAGAGCAUGUACUGCGUAUGCAUCGGUAUCGUUCUGCAUCUGGAGGUGAAGCAAUGCUUGAUGCGAACUCAGGAUAUGGAGGAGAAGAUGAAAUGGAUAACGACACCACUGUAUUUGUCAAGUAUAACCGAAUGCUUCAUGGAAAGAAAACAUCUAGGGGUCAGAAGCGUGAUACUCUUACAAUCAAGUUUCUAAAGAAGUACAUUCAUUAUGCCAAGCAUAGGAUUCAGCCUGAUCUGACUGAUGAGGCAUCUGAACAAAUUGCGACAGCAUAUGCAGAACUCAGAGAUGCCAGUUCAAAUGCAAAGACUGGAGGAACACUUCCGAUAACUGCCAGAACCUUAGAAACAAUUAUUCGUCUCUCAACUGCUCAUGCGAAAUUGAAGUUGAGCAGAAAGGUUACAAAAUCUGAUGUUGAUGCUGCCCUUCAAGUUUUAAACUUCGCAAUAUAUCACAAGGAGUUGACUGACAUGGAGGAAAGGGAGCAUGAACAAGAAAUGGAGAGGAACGGCAGAGAUGCUCAUCAUUCGGGUGAAAAUGAUGGGUCUCGCAAUAGAACCACUAACAGAGAUGGUGCAACAAUUGAUCCGAUGGAAAUAGAUGACCCUCCCACACAGACUGCUGCUAAUAUUUCUUCUGAUAGAAAAGAAGCAUUUAAUUCUCUAUUUGGUGGGCAUAUGCGAGAAAAGCGCUUGGAUAGCAUAUCUGUUGAGGAGAUUGAGAUGGCUGUCAAUGAAAGAGCAGAUUCCCCUUACUCAAGGGCGGAGAUAAUAGUCCUAUUAGAGAAACUUCAAGAGGAUAACAGAGUGAUGAUAGCUGAUGGAACGGUUGUUAUGAUCUCAUGAGUUGUAGGCUCACCUGCAACAUGUAAGGCAAGGGGAAGGAGAAAUCAGCAAACAGGGAUGGCAACAUUGGAGAGAAAUAUCAACUUUAGGUUUUGGCCUCUCUUGUAUCACUU
Fragaria vesca subsp. vesca is the source of this 2441-nucleotide messenger RNA. Its product is annotated as DNA replication licensing factor MCM3 homolog. Gene Ontology annotation, biological process: DNA strand elongation involved in DNA replication; mitotic DNA replication initiation; double-strand break repair via break-induced replication. Gene Ontology annotation, molecular function: ATP hydrolysis activity; single-stranded DNA binding; ATP binding. The record is from RefSeq and is a predicted model, not a curated record. The transcript is spliced from 17 exons. The coding region runs from base 1 to 2328 and encodes 775 amino acids. NCBI's taxonomy places the organism in Eukaryota, Viridiplantae, Streptophyta, Magnoliopsida, Rosales, Rosaceae. Gene Ontology annotation, cellular component: MCM complex; nucleus.